Molecule: messenger RNA, 1284 nt
Organism: Penicillium riverlandense
Lineage: Eukaryota; Fungi; Ascomycota; Eurotiomycetes; Eurotiales; Aspergillaceae
Exons: 3
Coding region: 1-1284 (427 amino acids)
Source: RefSeq, a predicted model, not a curated record
AUGCUGCUGGAACCGGUUUAUCGCGACUUUUUAACGCUGAAUGGCCUCACGCGCCGUUCCGUCGACAAGUGCAAGCCCUGCCCAACAUCGGCUCCGCCAUGUCCCGCCUGUCCCGAGGGCACGCAGUGCCAGCAGAUCAUUCGAACAUGCACCGAAUGUGCAAGCUCGUAUUGCCAAAAGAUCCCUGGGUCCGAUUCCACGUCCUCCGGCAGUUCGUCAAACUCCAGCAGCGGUGGCUCUGAUACCGGCGCCAUCGCCGGCGGUGUGAUCGCAGGCGUGGUCGCCGUGGGUAUCAUCGUGUUUCUGAUUUGGUGGUUUGUCAUCCGCAAGAAGCGCCAGGAGCGCGAGUCGGAAAAGAACAGCGACUUCGACGCUCGACGGAAUCAGCGCAAGUCCGUGCAGUCGAUCGCCUCGACUGUGCUCACACGCGCUUCGAACGUCAUCCAGAUCGCCUACAUCCCCGGGCACUUCUUCAUGCCCGGUGAUCUGCGCGACUCGGCCUGGACUCAGGCCACCGGCCACCAGAGUUUCUCUCCGACUCUGCGCAGCAGUGUCGCCACGACCAUAUAUCGUAACGACGCCAUUGUCAGCGCACAGCCGGCGCAGCAGGUCGCCCGUUCUCGUGCCAACGUUGUCAGCAUUCACACCGCGUCUAACCCCAGCACGCCAGGAUUGAACGCACCAGGCAAUGCGACGCCGGUGGUAGUGACACCGUCCGACGCUCCCGCCGUGCCGGCCAUCACGCCAGCUCAAUUGGCCAAGGCCGAUGCUAUUGGUUCUUCCGGCACUUUGGGACCUGCCGGGAACUCGAGCAGCUCAAUUGUCGCGCGCACUGUGAUGGCCAAGCCCGUGAUGGUGCGCGGCGCCUCGCUGAAGAAGAAAGAAAGCAAGCCCGACACGAGCCGCAGCGCCACGACCGAAGCGGCCGAAGCGUCCAACGGUGUUAUGUCCGGCGACAGCUCCCCCGCCAGCCACCAAUUUACUCACGACACUUCCACCUUUGAUGGCAAUUCUUCCGAUGAAGAGGAUGGCUACCGCGUGCGGCCACCGGCUCACUCCCCCUCUCCCGCGCCCCCUGCGAUCCCGGAACUCGAGGCUCCAAGCGAUGGUCCCUUUCAUGACCAGGCCUCCAUCCCAACGGAGGCCACAUCCUCGGGCUCCAAGCGUCAGAGCGGAUCGACAUUGGGUCACCGCCACCGACACAGCGCGAGCUCAAGCCGAAACAACCAGCCGGCCCUAAAGCGGGUAGAAAGUCCCUUCUCUGACGCAAAUGAGGUUUCAUGA